Messenger RNA from Saprolegnia diclina VS20, 858 nucleotides. RefSeq lists its product as hypothetical. Lineage: Eukaryota; Oomycota; Saprolegniomycetes; Saprolegniales; Saprolegniaceae. The record is from RefSeq and is a predicted model, not a curated record. The transcript has a single exon. Bases 1 to 858 code for a protein of 285 amino acids.
AUGCUCCGCACGGACGGCAGCAUCAAUGCAACGGCGCGUAUCCAGCUCAUGACCGAGCCGCCGUCAACGCUGUCUCCGAGUGACGCGAACUUGCUCGACACGCUCAUCGCGACCUUAGUCAACGCGACCAAGACAUCGCCGCCAUCGAACGCCACGACGAUCCAAGUACCACACAAGACGAUCGUUGAAAACAGCGUGCUUACGCCCACGGCGCCGACAGCUGCGACAGAGUCCAGCGGCGGUAUGCCAACGACGACGGCGAUACUCGUGGGCGUUGCCAUUGGCGUCGGCGGGUGCGCUUUCAUUGUGCUGGCGUUCCUUUUACACCGGCGCCGCCAGUCGACGCUCGAGACACCCAAGCCGGAUGAGAUGAUGAAUGUCGCGAGCCCGCCGCUGCCGACGUACGAGGCGCAGGAAACCUCGCGCGUCUCGGGCGUGCUCUUCUACAUGCCGGGGCGGCGGCGGUCCAGUGUCCAGACGCCAGACGUCCGCGAGUCGUCCGUGCACGCUCUUCCCACGGGCUUUCAGCGGCCAGGUCUGCGCCUCGACACGAUCACACACGGUGAAGAGUCGGAGAGCAUGUCGACGCUCUUUGCGACAACAACGUCAGUGCGCAGCGUAAUGAGCUACUCGAACGGGUCGCCCAACUACCUCUCGCCGGUCCACGGCUCGACGGGCACGGCCUGCGCGUCGACGGCGCAGUCAACCAACGGCUUCUUCAUCGCGCGCGACGGCGACUCGUUCACGGACGCGCGCGAGUUUCAAUCGAUUCUUACGCGCCCGACCAUGGACUCGGUGGGGUCCUCGAUGUUUACCCCCCGCGGCGCCCCGCCGGCACCGACUACGAUGGAGCCCUAG